AUUCUUAGUUAACAUGUCUAUGAUUCUUCACGAAAUCUUCCCUACAUGGCGGUAUUCAUUGUCGAAAAACUUGACCGCACCAAUACCAACCGCCCGCGACGUCGUUGUUAGUCCUUAUUAUCUUAGUUUAUGAUUUAAGACACAUUUUUUCAUGGCAACAAUCACAAUCACGGUGAUACUGUCACGGCAGUAGCGCCGUAGUAGCAAAACAGUAAGAUAACGAGGCAGUAAGUUGUUCCCCCACGAUAACAGAAUAACGCUCUCAAGUGUAAUCAAUAGAUACAUCAAUAUAAAUAUUACAUCAAUCAGUCUACGAGCACCGACUCGUUGGCUUUGAGUUAUACGGCUGAUAAGAAAACAAAUUCCUAUAUUUAACAUUUUUAAAAUAAUCAUGUUGAUCUCCAAUAUACUUACACAAAAUGUUAUUCUGCUUUUUAUUGGUAAGUUUCACAGAUAAUGUUAUGAUUUAUAUAACAGAAAAACUACUUUAUAAAAAAAAAAAAUGCAUACUUUAUAUAUUAUAACUGAAUUGUUCAACUUAUGUUUUAAGGAUCUAUACAUUUGAAAAACCUGUACAAGAUUCAAUUAUUUAUAUUAAUGUUCCAUCUUGUUGUUAAUAAUUUCAAUUUUUUAAUGUUGUAUUUUUUUAAGUUGCUGUUAUCUCACUGAAAGAUGUGGAUUCAUCGAGAGUAUUGGAACUUAGUGAUGGGUAAUUACUGAUUUAUUGCUAAAAAAAAUGUUUUAAUAUGAAUUAAAUAAUAAUCAAUAAUUUAUUUCAUUAGGUUCAUAGAAAUGAAAAAUGAUGGACAUUGGUUUAUAAUGGUAAUUAUUAAAAAAAAAAUAUUAUGACCUAUUAGACAUAAAGUAAUAUUAUUUAUCAAUGUAUUAAUUUUAAUACUUUUCUAUUUAUUGUAUUACUAAAUUGUUUUUUUUUUUUUUUUUUAAGUUUUAUGCGCCAUGGUGUAACUAUUGCAAGAAGUUAGAACCUAUUUGGCGUCAUGUGGCUCAAGCACUGCAUCAUUCUGAUAUAAGAGUUGGAAAAAUUGAUUGUACACGAUAUAAAAGAGUAGUUUCAGAGUUUGGAUUGUCAGGAUAUCCUACAAUAAUGUUGUAUGUCCUGAAUUAAUUAAUUUAAGAAUAAUUUAAAUAUGAUAUAAAGGGAUUGUAAAUUAUUUAAUAGCUUUAGAGAUGGAGAAGGACAGUUUCUAUUUAAUAACGAACGAACCAAAGAUGAGAUGGUUCAUUUUGCAAAACGAUUGGCUCGUCCACCAGUUCAAGAAGUUACUGAUAGUAAAGAUAUUGAAAUGCUUAAACAAACAAAUCGACAUUUUUUCAUGUUUAUCGGAAAAAGUGUUGGUCAUAUUUGGGUAUUUAAUGUUUUUAUUGUUGAAAAUAUUAUAAUAUUAAUUAAAUUUGUGUACUCUAUUUAGGAUCUUUUUUACGAUUUGGCAAAAUAUUAUCAAGCACAUUCUUAUUUUUAUAUUACAUCUGAAGCUACUGGAAAACAGGUUUUAAUAAAUUCAUUAUUAAUGCUAAUAUAUUUAACAUUAAAUUAGUUUCAUAAUGUAAUUAUUUAUUAAAGAUAUGUAUGAAAUAAGUCUGAACUCUGAAUUUAACCUGUUGUUAGUUAAGUGGUUUUACCACCCGGAUAUUUUCUUUACUACUACCUAUUAUAUCAGUUUAUUUGAUAUAAAUAAUAAACAUCUUAUUUGUUUUUUAUAUUAAUAGCACUUCACUUUUGGAGAGUCUCCUGCAGUAGUGGUUUAUAAAGAAGAACAACAAUACUCUUUCAAUGGUAUUUAAAUAAAUAAUCAUUAAAUUGUGUAAUGUUUUUAUAAUUUGUUAAAAUAUUUAUUAGCUGAAGAAUGGGAUUCAGAUUUCAAUACAAGUUUAACACAGUGGGUGAACACGGAAAGAUUUAAUACUUUUGUAAAAAUUACCCGAUCAAAUAUUCACCAUAUGAUGGAGACCAAUAAGUAUUUAGUACUAGCAUUAGUGGAAGAGAAUAAAAUAGAAAAGUUACCUCCACAUCAUUCAGAGUAAGUUCGACUAUCAUUAUAAAGUAAAUAUUAUUUCACAUACUUUUUUAUACACUAUUUCAAUUAAAUUUUUUUCUAUUAUUUUUUAGGUUUCUACAAAUGGUAGAAUCGGUUAUAAUUAAAAACAGAGAACGUUUUCAUCGGUAAAAUAAAUACAUUCAUUUUUUAGUUACAGAGUGUAUAACUUCAACAUUCUAUAUCCUAGGCAUUUUAUAUAAUGCCUGCCAGAAAAUGUAUUUUCUUUUCUUUUGCAUAUCACAAUUAGUUAGGUAUUCUUAAUUAACAAUAUUAAUAAUAAUAAUAUAAUCCCUUAUAUGAUUAUCAAUUAAAAUAAAAUAAUAUACAGCUGUGUAUAUAAAAUAAUAUGUAUGUUUAUAGAUAAUUCAAAUAAAUAAACAAUAUAGUAAUAAAUGGGUAUUAAGGUUGUUAGGUAACUAUUUAGCCUUGUGCAAUUAAUUGUGUGGUACCUAUUACUGGAUUUUCCUGACACAGUAAACGGGCUUGUACACCUUGAUAUACUCUUUUCAUAUUAGCACCAUUGUCUUAACCUUGAUCUCUACAAUCUGAAAUACACAACCCAUUUGAUUUUAACAAAUAAAUUAUUUUAUUGGAUAAACCUUUACUAGUUGUAUUACCAACAAUUUAAACAUUUAAAUUGAAUUUAAAUAUUACAUUUCUCUUAAAAACAUUUAAAUUUCAAUAGUGGUAGUUUUUAUGUCUAUAAAACAUAUAAUAAUUUUUUUUUUCUUUAUGGCUUAUAUCAGAGGUAUAUAAUCUAAUAAAAUUGUAUGAUAAUUAUACCGUUUUAUUCUAUAAAUAAUGUCGAACUUCACUUUUUAGAUUUUGGUUCAUUUUGAAUACUAUUUAGAGAAAUAUGUAUAGGUAUGAUCUUUGAGCACAGGAUCAAAACUUUUCUAAUAAUAUGGGAGCUCUGUAUGAGUGCACAGCUUGCACCGACUUCAAGCUGGUCCAGUAUACACUUACUUAAUAUUGAUCAGACACUGUAUACAAUUUAUUAACAUAGUGAAGAAUGUCAAUAUUAUGCACUUUUUUUCUAACAAAUAAAAUAAUAUUAAAUUUAUCAUUUAAAUAAUAUAAAUACAAUGUUAGAUUAUUAUUCAUUUCAUUUUAUUUAGUGAAUUUCAAUUUGGAUGGAUCGGUUCACCUGAUUUUGCCAAUGCUAUUACUAUAUCAGAGAUGCCCCUACCAUCAUUAAUCAUAUACAAUUCUACUACUAGACAUCAUCAUUUUCCAGAAGAAAAACCUCAUGAGCUAACACCUGAAUCAAUCACUUCAUUUUUAGAAGCUGUUAGAAAUCAAACUGUAAAGGUAAUUCAAUUAUUGAACCAAAAUUGUAUUAUUUUAUUCUUCUAUGUCAAGUUAUUCAUUAUAAUUUUGAAAAUAUAUUAUAUUAUUAAUAUUUUCAAUGAUGGUUUUUAAAAUUAGGCAUACGGAGGAAGUGGUAUUUUAAUACAAUUAUAUAGAUCAUUGUAUGAAACAAAGACUGCAUUAGUGAACAUUUUUACGAAUAAUCCUGCAACCGCUUGUGUUUUAUUUGGAUUACCGUUCAGCCUUUUCAUAAUACUAUGCUACUCAACAUGUUGUACAGAUAUUCUAGACGCAAAUGACGAUGAUGAAGAUGAUAGUGGUAUGUUUAAAUAGUAUACACAGUUAUACAAUUAAAGGUUAAAAUAAAUAGUUAUGAAAAUAAAUAAUUUUUUCUGAACAACUCUAGUCAAAAUUCAAAAUUGUAUUCUCAGUUAAACUGCAUUAUGUGUGUGUGGGGUAAAACAAUUGAAUGAAGGCAAAGUUGAAGAAGAUGUAUAUGCAGAACAAAUCAACUUUUUUAUCUUAUAAUACAAGAAAAUACAAUAAUCCACCAUAGUGGUGCAACAUGGUUAAGGGGAAUGUCCGUCUCGUUAAAUUUCUAAUAAAUAUGAAUUUAUUUCUGUAAAUUUAAUGCUUAUCCACCAUAUGAUUUUAUUACAUUAUAUUAAAACAAUAACAUUAAACAGUCAUUGUAUGUUUUACUACUAAACAUACAAUUACAUUCAUGGAAUGUUACUUAGAACCUGCUUUUGAGUUUUUAUUUUAUAUAAUAGUAACUGUCCCAUGGCAAUUUAUUUUUAUUUUUAGCUUUAAUCCCAUUUUGUUUUGCUUGUAUCAGUAUAUUUAACGAAAAAAAAAAAUAUGUGGAAAGUGGAUAAUUUGUCUAUGGUGAACCUAGAGUGUUCUAGUGCAGUGGUUUUCAACCGGUGGGUCGCGACCCAAAAAUGGGUUGUGAUAAGUUUUCUUUUUUAAAAAAAAAUUAAGUUUAUACAAUUAUAUAAGGUAUACAAAUAAUUGUUUAAUUAUUAAAUUUAGAAAAUUAAUAAAUGAAAAUACAGUUUGAAAAUUAUUGUAAGAUGUUAUGUAUAAACAAUAUUAUAUUAUUUACAUUCAAAAAUAUAAUAGUAAAAUGGAUUUCAUAUCACAGUAUAUGUUUCAUAUGCUGGUAUGAUUCUACGUAGUAUGACAUUAAAUAUAAUAAUUUACGAAUAAACCAGGCUAGUAAUAAAAUAAAUAUAUUGUAUUAUUAUCGUUAAAGAGUCCCAUAAUCUACAAACAUUGUUGAUGUCACUGUGUUUAAAGGCGAAUAAAUCUUAGUCGCGUUAUUAUUCUAAUCAUAUUUACGUAUCCUUUAAAAAGUUUUUUUUAUGUAUGCCUUAUGUGGAUCACGAAUAAUGUAUGCCUAAAAAAUUUGGUCGUGAGUCCAAAAAGGUUGAAGACCACUGUUCUANUUAUGUAUGCCUUAUGUGGAUCACGAAUAAUGUAUGCCUGAAAAAUUUGGUCGUGAGUCCAAAAAGGUUGAAGACCACUGUUCUAGUGUGACAUUUUUUCAUCCAUGUUCAUAGAUAUCUGCGCAGCGCAUAGGUUAAAUUAUACAUGCACUAUAAUAACCCUCAGAUUAUGAGCGCAUAAUUGUACUGUACAAAAAAUACAAAAAUUCAAAGAUGACAUUAUUUUAAAUGUUUUCACUUUUCAUUAUAUUUUUUUUAAUAAUAUUUGUUUAAUAUCGUACAGAUUUUCCCAGUUUUCACAUUUACUAGGAAAACUUUGGCAAAUCGAAAAAUGACCUCCCUGAAGUACCUCCCCUACAAAAUUUCUUUUCAGAAAAGUUGGUACAUUGUGUACAUCAGAGCAAAAUUCCUGGUAGAAAAGUUGUUCACAGAUAAAACAAUUGUAAAACCUUAAGCUUUUUUCGUUCCACUCGGAAUCUAAAAUGAAAGUCAUGUGUAAUUUAUAAUAGGACCAUAAUCAAUUGUUAACCUUUAUUUGAUAUAUGUCAUAGUAUGGGGCCCAACAAAUUUAAAAUCGCCCCCUCCCCCCUCUUGAUGUUUUAUCAAAACCUCCACUGCAGUAUAUAGCAUCCCUUUGGACACAUUAUUAUUGUUAAUAUUACCUGCUCACCGGAAUAAUAAUAACAAUAAGUAAUAAUUUACGAAACUAAACAUAUUAUAUACCUAUUCUAAGUUUUUCGGUUCGUUUGUUACCUACAUACGUCAUUAUAGCAUAGAGGGUCACAUUCUAUGACGGGGGUGGAUGGUCUUUGUCGUUUAUCUAUUACUCUUACGCUAAAAAUGUAUAAAACCUGUCUUGUCACAAAUUUUACAGUCUUCAAUUUUCAUUUUGUUUUUACUUAAAAGUUUAAUAUUUUUAAAGACACAUAUAUUGUUAAAAAAAUAAAACUUAAAAAACUAAACAAUUUCACCUAAAAUUCAAAAUGGGCCUUGGAGGGCUACGGCGCAUGUAUUUUAGUUAAUCGUGGCCCCGAGACAAAACUACUUUUUUUUGAAAGACAACGGUUUUUUUAGAGCCCUAUUGUCUGGACUAGACGUGAAAACGUAACAAACGGAUUUACUUUCAUAUUUACAACAUUAAGUUAGGAUAUAUUAUUAUUGUAUUCAUUAUUUAUCACAACUUUUGUUGCUAUUGUUACCAUUUAUCAAUACUUUGAUUGAUUUUAUUAAAAUAUAAUUAUACUGUUUGGGCUUUGACUUUUAAAAAUAUUGUUAGUGAUAAACACUAAUAAAAAGUACUAUUAUUACAAAAUUUUUUCUAGAAGCUAGUAUUAAUAUUAUCAUAUAUUUAGAUUUGUUUAUUGUUUUAGUAAUACCAAUUUUUGAUCACUUAUUAUAAUGUUCUUUUAUAGAAACAUGACUUUUUAUUUUUGCGUACACAAAUUAAAAACCCAAAUAUGGACUUUUACGAUUGAUACAAAAUUUAACAAAGAUUAUAGAUAUCUAAUAGCAAUAUAAUAAUAUUUAAUAAUUUACUAUUGUAAUUCACUUUGGCAUUGAAACAUUUCAGGUUUAAAUAAUUUGAAAAAUGUAUUAAUUUUUUUUAUCACUCCAAUUAAAAAAAAUAUAUUAGAUAAUGAAUUUGCAGUUGAAAUUUAGCUUUUAUAAGAUAACUUAAACAAUUAAAAUUGUUGAUUAAUAAGUAAUAACAUUGAUUAAAUUAUAAUCAUACAUUGAUACUUUUUUUACCUUUUUAAGAAUUAUACACACUUUUUUUAAAACAUAAUAUUAUAAUUUGUAUUAUAUUAAGGUAGUGUUACUUUAUUAUAUGAAACAGUUUUAAUAUACCAUUACAAAUUUAACAAAGUUUUUUUUUUUUAGAUUCAUAUCACGAGAAGAAAGAAUAAGUUAUUUUAACUUUCAAAGACCUCUUAAUAAUGUACCAACAAUUAUUAAGGACUAAAUAUGUUGAACAAAUUUUGAAAUUAAUGAAAGGGAAAUAGAAAGACUAUUUCACACAAUUGUUCAAAUUGUACAUUAAAAGAUAUAUUGUAAAUUACAUUUUUAAAUUAUACAUAAUUAUAAUCCCCACUACAUUUGUAUUUAAUAAAUUUAGUUUUUUUUUCAGUAUAUACAUCAAUCAAUAAAAUUAAUAACCAUUCAAGGAAAAGUAUAGGGAAUAUAUUAUUUGGGUUUUAAAUGUUGGCUGAUUUCUAAUUGUGUGUUUAAUGUGUCUUUAAUUUUUAAAAGUAUUUUUUUCUUAUAAUAUUAUUAUCUUUAAAGAUAAUAUCAUUAAUUUAUUAUUUGUAUGGUUAAUACAUACAAUUUGUUGAACCUAAUUAGUAGUAAAUCCUUGUUAAAAUUAUAAAGGAUAUGUGAAUUUUAUAUAAAAAUUCAAUAUUAUCCAAUACGUAUGUCUUAAUAUAUAUAAAUAUUUUUUUUUGAUAUAUUAAGCUAAAGUUUAUGAUUUAUAUUGUUUGUAUAAUGUUGAAAAAACUUUUCUUGUAAAUGAAUUAUUGAAAUUAUUUUUUCUUUUUUUUUAUUGCCUAGUUUACACAAUGCAUAGUACUUGUUAUUAGUACUAGUCACUCGCAUUAUAAACUAGGCAUAUUAAAAAAAAAAUUACAUUUUAUCUAGUCAAUAUUUAUAUUUAUUUAUAUUUAUUUAUAUUUUAAGCUUAUACAUUUUUAUUAAUAUUAGCUUUGUCAAUUGUACAAGAAAUAAUUGUUGCAUUCAAAAUAAAUAUUUAAGUGUCAAGCAGUGUAUGAAAUUUAAUUUAGUUUUUUACUAAGAAGUUUGCUCACAAUCUAUAUGAAAACAAACCAAAUAGUAUAACACGGUUAUAACUUGAGAAAAUUCAUGUAAAUGGGACAUUGGAACCACUGGAUCAAACUUUAUUUCAACUAUUAUGAUCUGAAUUCUGUAAACUAUGACAAUGAAUACAUAUUUUGUUUUCCACAUUGUUUAAUAAAUUAAAACGUAAGCAUGUAAGAUUAAUGAUUUUACUAAAUUAGGAGUAAUAUUGUGUUUAAAAAUAAAAUAAUUGUAUCCAAUAUUUUUAAAUUACACCAAAAAAAAAUUAUAGGUACUAUCUAAAAUAAAACUGGUAUUUCCGUGUAAAAAAAAGUAAAUAUAAAAAUACUUGGAAAGAGUUUGGACUGGAUUUGCUAAAAUUGUAUUAAUUUGAGAAGUCUAAUUUUUUUAAUAUGAUGCGAUUUGGAACAAUAUAUACAUUUAUAAAUAAUGUCGAUUAUCUAAAAUCUAUUUUCAAUAAGUGGAUACAAAAGUUAACAUUUUAGAACUUGUAAUGAAAAAUUAAAGGCAAAUAUUUGAUUUGAAAAUAGGUAAAUAUUCACUAAAAAUUUAGUAAACUAUUGGAUUUUUAGGGUUGAAUAAGUGAAGAAAAAUUAGUGUGCACUAGUUAAAAACUAGUGUUUGUUAAAACAUACAACUGGUGUUUAUCUACUAAAUAAUAUAAAAAGAUAUAAAACUUAUUUACAGCAAAUCGUUAUACGGAUCAAUAUGAUUAAACAUAGGUAACUACUUUGUUUUAACGUGUUACACUUAAGCACUGUUGAACUUAAUUUAUUCACUAUUUUUUCAGUAAUGGCUCUAAUAAUGUUGUGGUGCCCCCUGCAACUUCUUCACUCGCGUUUUGUAAUAAUCUGUCUAAUUCUUUUUUCUUGUAGUAAAAAAUCAACUCUUUUGGUUUGACACCUUUGAAUACUUCAACCACGGUGGGCUUGAGGUUGUAAAAAAAUAACGCCUGUUUUCUGUUGGCGAAAUCUAUGGAAAGCAUUUCUAUGACUUUGGCGGCAGUGAAAUCGGCACCGUACACAUGGGAACAGUCGAUAACCACCGGCAUGUCCCGUUUGAGACUGUGUUUGGUGACUAAGUUACGGACGUAAUCCGCGGAUGGGAACACUAAACAUCUGUCCGGAGUGAGCAUCAGGUACUUAUAACCUGUGCGGGUCUUACAUUCUUUAAUGGAUAUUUUGGGUCUGGCUGCGUGAUACAAAAUCGACAUUAGGUUCAGACCGAUGCCGAACAAAACACCAAUCUCCAGGGGCAAAACCAGGCAAGCGAAAAACGUGAACAAACCUGGGAUCAGGUCGCUCUUCUUCGAACGGUAAAUCGGUUUGACUACUCUCAGCUCGACCAUGAAUACCACGGCCGUUAUGAUGACCGCGGCCAAACAUGUUUUGGGUAUGUAAUAAAAAUGUGGCGUCAAAAAUAGCAAGGCCACGAUCACCAAGACGGACGUGUACGUUCCACCCAACGGGGUGCGUACUCCGCUGGCAUUGUUCACGGCACUCCUGCUGAACGAGCCGGAACCCGGGAAACCGUGCACAAACGAAUUGCCAAUGUUGCACAGGCCGAUAGCGAACAGUUCCUGUUUCGAGUCGACGGUAUUGCCGUUUGCGAACGCCUUACAAAUGGAUAUAUUUUCGAGCAGUCCGAUCAGUGGCAAAACGAUUACGUGCGACCUCAUUUGCGACACUAUUUCGAAAAAACCGACGGUCUCGUUGCCUCGGUGCAUCGAGAACGGCGGCGGAUCAAAGGCCGGAAGGCCCGCCGGUACUUUGCCGAUGAUCUUGUACGGUAUUUGUUCGACAGACUCGGCGGUUCGCGAAUUGAUGUACACGUAACUCGCCACGGUACAACUGAUGACGAUUAUCGAAUUUCUAAUCGUUCCUACGAACCACAUGCUUUUGUUCAUAUACUUUUGAACGGUGGUCUGUUGUCCGGGGUCCGCCGGGCCGAUUCGGAUUUCGGCCAAGAUUCUCAAUGUCAACAGCAGUAUAAUGCACCCGACGCCGAUGGCCGUGUCUCCGACACUAAUUUUGUCUGCAUCCCGGUAUAGUGAAAGCAACAUUUCCCAGAGACUGGACCCGGAUCCGUGGACGCCGAUCAGGUCUUUUAUUUGCGACGUGAUGAUCAACAGCGCUACGGCGGACGUGAACCCGGAUGACACGGGGCCGGACACGAAAUCGAUGAUUAUGCCGAGGCCGCAGAGGCCCACGGCCAGCUGUAUGACGCCGGUCAGGAAACACAGCAGAGUGGCGUAGCCCGGUCCCUGGCGGUACAGCUCGCUGUACGUCAUCAGCGACACGAUGGCCGUCGGUCCGACGGGCACGUCUUUGCAGCUGCCGACAAAUGUGUAAAUCAACGAGCCCAAAAACGAACUGUACAGUCCCUGUUCUGGCGGGAGACCGGCCAGUCCUGCGUACGCCAUCGAUUGCGGUAUGACCGUCAGACCGACAGUUACACCGGCCAUUAUGUCGCCCAGCCCGUCCUCGACCGUGUAACGCGGCAACCACCUCAAUAUGGGUAGCUUGCGUUUCGCAUUCUUCACGGUAAACGCUCCGCGCAACUUUUCGAUCAGCCAUGGACAGAUUUCCUGUAUCGUUUCAACCGUGUUUAUUUUCUGACCAGAAACAACUUCUUCGACUAGAAUGAAAUCGUCACUUCCCAGUGAACACGUAUACGCGUCAUCGCGACUAUUCAUCGAGCAGUUGCUGGUGUCUGGCAUAGCUACAACGGAUUCACGUCACAUACAUAAUCGGUUC
Messenger RNA from Cinara cedri, 10389 nucleotides. The record is from the annotation of a GenBank genome assembly. Lineage: Eukaryota; Metazoa; Arthropoda; Insecta; Hemiptera; Aphididae.